Talpa occidentalis (Iberian mole) is the source of this 1473-nucleotide messenger RNA. Its product is annotated as cytochrome P450 2C21-like. Gene Ontology annotation, molecular function: oxidoreductase activity, acting on paired donors, with incorporation or reduction of molecular oxygen, reduced flavin or flavoprotein as one donor, and incorporation of one atom of oxygen; heme binding; iron ion binding. Gene Ontology annotation, biological process: xenobiotic metabolic process. The transcript is spliced from 9 exons. The coding region runs from base 1 to 1473 and encodes 490 amino acids. The record is from RefSeq and is a predicted model, not a curated record. Gene Ontology annotation, cellular component: cytoplasm; intracellular membrane-bounded organelle. Lineage: Eukaryota; Metazoa; Chordata; Mammalia; Eulipotyphla; Talpidae.
AUGGCUCUCUUCACAGUCCUGGUGAUUUGUCUUUCUUGUUUCAUUCUUCUUUUUCUAUGGAAUCGAAACAAUACUCCAGGAAGACUGCCGCCUGGCCCAACCCCUCUUCCAAUCCUUGGAAAUAUCCUACAGUUGGAUCCUAAAAACCUCAGCAAAUCUUUAAGCAAGUUAGCAGAAGAAUAUGGCCCUGUGUUCACUCUAUAUUUUGGCUUAAAACCCACCGUGGUGUUGCACGGAUUUGAAGUGGUCAAGGAAGCUCUGAUUGAUAAUGGGGAGGUGUUUUCUGGCAGGGGGAGUAUCCCAGCAUUUGACCACAACCUGCAAGGACGAGGAGUUGCUUUCAGCCACGGAGAAACAUGGAAGCAAACCCGGCAUUUCUCCCUCAUGAUUUUGCGGAAAAUGGGGAUGGGGAAGAAGACCAUUGAAGACAGAAUUCAGGAGGAAGCCUCAUGUCUGGUGGAAGCAUUAAAAAAAACCAAUGCAUCUCCCUGUGAUCCUACUUUACUUUUGGGCUAUGCUCCCUGCAAUGUGAUCUGCUCCAUUGUUUUCCAAAAUCGUUUUGAGUACAGUGAUAAGAAGUUGGCAACUAUGUUAGACCUUUUUCAUGAAAGCCUCAAAAUUUUAAGCAGCCCCUGGAUACAGCUCUACAACACUUUCCCUUCCUUAAUGUAUUAUCUUCCAGGAAGUCAUAAUAAGUUAAUGAAAAACAUUAAUGAGGUAAAAAAGUUUAUUUUGGAAGAGAUAAAAGACCACCAAGAAUCCUUUGACCUCAAUAACCCUCGAGACUUUAUUGACUACUUCCUGAUCAAAAUGGAACAGGAAAAACACAACAAACAGUCUGAAUUUACCAUGGACAACUUGAUCGCUACCUUGGUGGAUCUGUUUUUUGGGGGGUCAGAGACUGUGAGCACCACCCUGAGAUAUGCUCUCCUCCUGCUGCUGAAAUACCCAGAGGUCACAGCGAAAGCCCAGAAGGAGAUCCAGAACGUGGUGGGCAGACUCCGGAGUCCCAGCAUGCAGGACCGCAACCACAUGCCCUACAUGGACGCCUUGGUGCACGAGGUCCAGAGAUACAUUGACCUCGCGCCCAGUGGCCUGCCCCAUGCAGUGACUCAGAACAUCAAGUUCAGAGGAUUCCUUAUUCCCAAGGGCACAAGCAUACUAACAUCUCUGAAUUCUGUGCUACAUGAUGGCAAAGAGUUUCCCAAACCAGAGACAUUUGAUCCUGGCCAUUUCCUGGAUGAAAGUGAAAAUUUUAAGAAGAGUGACUACUUUAUGCCUUUUUCAGCAGGAAAGAGAGUAUGUCUUGGAGAAGGCCUGGCCCGAAUGCAGCUGUUUUUAUUUCUGACCACCAUUUUACAGCGUUUUACCUUGAAACCUCUGGUUGAUCCAAAGGACAUUGAUACCACGCCAAUAGCCAAUGGAAUAACCACCAUCCCGCCCUUCUUUGAGCUCUGCUUCAUCCCAGUGUGA